GUUCGGGCCACCUUUUCCCCUUGCUUCUUUCUUUUCCCUCUUUCACUCGUGUACUAUACUGCGCUGUUGGUUUUUACCAUGCCUCUUAUUAUUAUUUUGUUCUAAUAUCCUCCUUUCGUUUGCCUUCUUCGUUCGCUGAUCCCUUGCUCAGCCUUGCGUGUAGAGGCCGUCCUCCACGGAAUUUCUCCCCAGAAACGUGACCUUCCCCUGACGCCAACAACCUCUCUUGAAGAACACCACCGCCGCCAGCCUCCAUCGAUUCCUCCAGCGCUCGUCCCGCCAAAAUGGUUCUGGCACGCAUGCAUACGAGAUUGCGAUCGUUCCUCCUGGCCCUGGUCGUCGUGUGCCUGCUGCUGUGGGGCCUGUCGCAGAUGCGAGAACCUGCCCCCGGAUCAGUGCAACCCCAAGCUGAGCCUGCGCCGAAUAUCGAGCACCCAGAGGCAGAAAACCCGGAAGAUCCCCACAAGGAACCAGCGGAACAUCAUCCGCAGAAGACUGAGAUUGUGUACGACAUCGAGGGUCACAUCAAAUUCUGGCGCCAGUUCCAGCCGUUGCUUGCUGCUCACGCGCCCAAAUGCCCUUCCCCUGUACGGGUGUAUAAUGCGCCUUCGAUCGGCUUCAAGGCAAAGGAUCCGGAGAAACGACCAGAGCUUCUGGAAAUGCCCGCCGCUGAUGUCGCAAAGAUGAGGGAGGCCCACACCCAGUUCGUGAACAGCAUCUCCAACGACCCUCCACGGCUCAGUUAUAUUCCCGGAACAAGGGGAAUCGUCUCAACAGCAGGCGGUUCAUAUUUGCCUGUGCUGGUAAUUUCGCUUCGUAUGUUGCGCAAAACGGGUUCCAUGCUUCCCGUAGAGGUUUUUCUGGCCGACAAUUCUGAAUACGAGCCGUACAUAUGCGAUGUUGUUCUUCCAUUCCUGAAUGCUCGAUGCGUCGUGCUCUCCAGGGUUCUCGACAAGAUUCGUGGCAUCGAGAAGAUCCAAAAAUACCAGUUUAAGCCGUUUGCCAUGCUCUUCUCCUCCUUCGAAGAGAUCCUCUUCCUCGACGCAGACUCAUUUCCGCUGGUGGAACCCGAUGUCUUGUUUACCACUUCGCCCUUCGUAAAUGACUCGAUGGUCACCUGGCCUGAUUUCUGGGCCUCAUCGGCCUCUCCGAUGUACUACGAGAUUGCUUCGCGCGAGGUUCCCCCCAUGGACCUCCGCCAGUCAACAGAAUCCGGUGAAAUCGUGAUUUCGAAGAGGACGCACCUGAAGACCCUUCUUCUCUGCACCUAUUAUAAUUACUGGGGACCCAGCCAUUAUUACCGUCUCCUGUCACAGGGCGCGGCCGGAGAAGGUGACAAGGAGACAUUUGUGGCUGCUGCGGAAGCCGUUGGUGAGCCAUUCUACCAAGUUAGCGAGCCCAUCCGUGCUAUCGGUCACCCGACAGAAGGAGGCAUGGCUGGUUCGGCCAUGGUCCAGUUUGAUCCCGCGGAAGACUUCGCCUUGACCCAAAAGGAAGAAUGGCGCGUCGCUGGCUCUCAUGCGCCCUCUCCCAGGCCUUUCUUUGUCCACGCCAAUUAUCCCAAAUUUAACCCUGCCACCAUUUUCACCGAACAGGAGGUUAACCCGCCGUUCAACGAUGACGGUAGCUACACGCGCGCUUGGACGAUCCCUGAGGAUACUAUCCCUCAACUGAAUGAAAUAGAGAGAGAAUACUGGAGAGAAAUCAUGUGGACUGCUUGCGAGCUCGAAACCAGAUUCCAAAGUUGGGAGGGCUUAACGGGUAUCUGUGACGGCGUCAGGGACUAUUGGAACGCCUUGUUCGCAUGAGACCCGAACAGUCCAUGAAGAGCGGAGUAAUAUAGUCAUCGGAAAAAGGGGGACAGCUCAGCAAUUUGUUAUUUCUUCCAUUCGAAAAUGCUGGACAGCGACUAAGGGACGGACGCCGUUUGAGAACCGGUGGCUUCUAUCAAAUCUGGCGUCCUAACCCUUCUCUGUUCGACUGGUGACUUGUCCGUGAAACAACUGAAAAUUUCAAAGCAGUCUACCAUCUUGUGGCCAGCGAGAUUUCAUCCUCCCCGGUCGCAUACACAUCGAUGAAGCCCAAUCAAAGCUUGGGAAUCCCUAUUGCUAUCUCAAAAUAUCCGUCAUGACAUCAUGAUUCCACCAGGCUGGCUCCUGAUAGACGCUGUGUCCUAGAGCAGUUUCGAUGAGAAGCUUUUUCUUCUACCCAGCAAGCUGCUCGUAAAGACUCGUUUUCUUUCUCUCCUAAUUUUUAUCUUUUGAACACCUGUCAUAUUACUGUUACAUAAUUAUUUCGACAUGAUUUUUGCCCUUCUUAGAAUCAUGUUCAGCCAAGCUAAGCCAACCCUACGCGCUGUGAGGACUGUUUGAGAGAAAACAGAACCAGAAAAGGCAAAAAGAAAGGUCAAAAAAGAACCUGAAUUGAUGGCUGAUCUUCACAUGCAACCAACUCUCGGCUUGACUCUGAAUUCUGAAACGUCAAAUUAAUCAAUUUGCAUAUUUUACUGAGUCAGUUUCUGCUUUAAACAAACCAGGGGGAGUGUGGCUUUCAUUGUUCUUUUUAUUUUUUGUUCUUGUAUCUUAUUUAUUCACACACACAGAGACAGACACAUGGUGUGAACAUCACGAAUGACGAGAACACUACACAUUCUACACUCCUCCCACAGGGAAUGAGUUGAUGUAUUUUUAUUUCAAUUUGAAUGUAUGUGUAUGUCUUUUCUUCUACGAGCUAGGAUUGGUUUUUUUGCUUGUAUUUUAUGGACAGUACCUUAGCAGUAAAUUAAUGUCUCGUAUGAAUCAACAGCAGCAGGCCAUCCUGUCAUGGGCUAUUCCCAGGCAUAUUGCAAACUCAGGGCCAAUGCCUGAAUACUCUGCCUGCUCUAGUUGUUCCAUUUCCUCCAUUUGUUCUGUCUGCCCCUUUUGCUAGAUUUAUUCUGUUUGUUGCUGGCUCGCCUAUUUCCCUUCCUUGUGCACAAUGCCGUUGCCUCUUCCCUUCCUUCUCUGAAGGAAUCCUUUGUGUAUCUAGUGCCAAAUGAAUUCUAUAU
Messenger RNA from Monascus purpureus, 3046 nucleotides. The record is from the annotation of a GenBank genome assembly. Lineage: Eukaryota; Fungi; Ascomycota; Eurotiomycetes; Eurotiales; Aspergillaceae.